GUCGCAAAAGGAUUAUCGUCAGUCCUGACGAGCAGAUAGCCUGCUAGGUUGACAUGCAAGCUCAGCAACCACGCUCCUGACCAAGCGAUUGGUUUUCCAAAGACAACAACGUAAACCGACGAUCUGAAGGGCGGACAUGUCCAUCGGAUACAAAAGAGUUUUGUCCUCUAUGCAUUUUAUCUGAAACUGGGGGAACACUGAGGCAAGAGAGAGCGAAUCUUGUGGUUUUGCGUCAGGGGGUGCGUCACGCUACUCGCCUUCUGGGAUGCGUAAGCAGCAAACAACAACGGAGCUCGCUUUAUUAUGCAUUUGUUUUCCCAGCACUACCGAAUCGUCGGCGACCGUAACAGGCUCAGGGUGCGCUCGUGUAGAUUUUGGGAUUACACAUGGUACCGACCUCGCCUUUGUUGGUGUAAUUAUCGAGGCGGAGUACUCAAGUAAGGAAGUGGGAUGUGGCCUGCCUGCAUUUCAUGUGGCUGGCUGAAAUGUGGAAAUUAUAAAAACAGCGCUUCAGAACGGCUGCAUGAUCAUAAUUUGGUUCUCAAACACCAUCUUCCUUUGAGGCAGCUCUGACUGAUAUCUUAGUACGACUUCGGAGACAUGUCGCGAAGUCUGUUUGGAUUCAUUCUUACAGUAUGUGAAUUAUAGCUAGCGAGCUUGAUGUCCACUCCCAUACGGACGAUCCAUUGAAACAUUCGAGUCAACAGUUACAAUGUCGACGCAGCAUCGCAUGAUGGACACCUCGCUGGCACUGGAGAGACUGGAGAUCACCGGUUCCGUGGGCAACAGAGGAACUUGUGUGCCCGGAUCUGUGAUGAGGGAGAAGACCGUACAGGCGGCCGCUCACACUCACCUGAAUGGAUGCGUGCCACUAACACAUCAGGUGGCUGGUCAUAAGUAUGGUGUAGACAAAGUAGGAAUUCUGCAACAUCCGGAUGGGACUGUCUUGAAGCAGCUUCAGCCUCCUCCGCGAGGGCCAAGAGAGAUGCAGUUCUACAGCAUGGUCUACUCAGAGGAGAGCGUAGACCCCUGCCUGCUGGACCUGCAGAGGUAUUUGCCCAAAUACUUCGGCCCCUGGUCUUCACCUGAUGCCCCUGCAGAGCUGUACCUGCGUCUGGAGGACGUGACGCGACGCUUCCGAAAGCCCUGCAUCAUGGACGUGAAGAUCGGCCAGCGCAGCUAUGACCCCUUUGCCUCCCAGGAGAAGCGGCAGCAGCAGAUCCGCAAAUACCCCCUCAUGGAGGAGAUUGGCUUCCUGGUGCUGGGCAUGAGGGUGUACAAACUGGACUCCGAUACCUUUGACACGUAUGACCAGCACUUUGGCCGAGGUCUUGAUCAGGAUACUGUGAAAGAAGGCCUCUCUAAGUUCUUCCACAACGGUGAGCGUCUGCGUAAAGAUGCGGUAGUGGAAAGCGUGCUUAAGGUGCAGCAGAUCUUGGGCUGGUUCGAGGAGCAGAAACGCUUCCACUUCUACGCCAGCUCGCUCCUGUUUGUCUACGAGGGCUCGCCGCCUCCCGCAGUAACCGCCGGCACCACCAGGGGCACCCAGGAGCCACUCAGCCCCGGGGGCGGCGAUGGUGAUGGUGGUGGUGGUGGUGGUGGUUGUGGUGAGAGACAGGUAGUCCUUGAGUACAACAACAACAUUGAGCAGAGCCUGUCCACCAUGUACGCCCUCCACAAGCAAGCCUGCACCCGGCAGCACCACGGCGCCAUGAUGCCCGACAAUGGGGCCUGGAGGCACCCAGCGACAGUCGCCCAGCAACCGAAUGGCAACCGCAUCCCCCACGGGCUGGAGAUGCUGAGCCAGGAGGGAGUGGACGGAGGAGACCGCGAGCACCAUAACGGAGCGGAGGAAGAGGAGGGCAGUGGGGGGAGGAGGAGGAGGAGGAAGACGCCAACGAGAGGGGUCAAGGCCGGCGGAGAGGAGGUAGAGGUGAGGAUGAUCGACUUUGCCCACGUCUUUCCCAGCGAGAGCUGCGACGAGGGCUACAUCUACGGCCUGAAGAACCUGAUCCGGGUUCUCCAGGAGCUACUGGAGGAGGUGGGAGAGUAGCAGCUCAACACAGGUCUCACCUUUUGGGACUCAAAUCUCACUCUCUCCACUCUCUCUCUCACACACACACACACACACACACACACACACACACACACACACACACACACACACACACACACACACACACACACACACACACACACACGCACGCACAGACCCCUCUUUGUGAAAAGUCCUAUCCUGUGGCACACGUUUGUCUGUCCAGUUGUACAUGGAGGCGUGGUAGUGGCCCCACACACACACACACACACACACACACACACACACUCCCCUUGCCCUAAACCUCUGCACUAUCAGCACUCAAACGGAAGGCAUUUCCUUUAUUGGUCUUAUAUAUUUGUUUUUGUGUGUUUGUGUGUGUGUGUGUGUGUGUGUGUUUGUGUGAGAGAAAGAGAGAGUAUUUGUUUGUAUGUCAGUUGGUUUGUUCUUUUCCGUUUAUACAUUUGUCAGUAUCUUACUCAGGUAAAAUGAUAUUUGUGUAUCGGUCCUUGGCAAAGGUGAAUUAUUUCCCGCCAAGCUUGCAGUUUGUCUCACUGUAACCUUUGACACUUUGCUUCCUAGUGCUCUUGUUCUAGUGUUUUUAAGAAGACUUUAUUUUAACCAAGUGUUUUUCUUUCCUGUUCAAAGGUCACAAUUAGGAAUGUGUGUCUCUUUUGUCCCAUAUUUGUAUUUGCUGCCAAAUUGACCCUGUCUUCUCAAUCAAAAACCCUUUUGAUGGUAAAAAUUGGUGAGGGUAGAAAUAAAUGUUAACGUUUUUUUUAAUUAUUAUUAUUAUAAUUUACUCACUUACGUACUUAUCAUUUGUAUAUACCAUUUAUACAAACAGUUAACCUGGUUUGUGUAGCUCAUACCCUACAUUAUAUGCAGCUUUGAUGGUUAUAAAAAUGAUAUAAAGAAUAUCAGGAGACUUGGUUUUAAGAAAUGCAAUCUAGAAUGUCCCUCUUGUUGAUACAGAGGCACUGCCAAAGGAGUUUAGGUUGGUUGAGGUGUAUGCAACAGAAUGUUACUGAUUUUUGGUCACCCCUCAUGCAAUCAGCGGUUAAUUUACUCACAGUGCUGCCCAGAACUGUCAUUGGUGGGGGUUCAUUACUCCAAAAAAAACUGAAGGUACACAUUUUUGUGUGAGAAGAGCCGUACAGUUUCAUCACGUUAAAGCUUUUCCCAAGCAAUUUAAAAAAUGAAAACAAAUUAUUGAGGCAGACCAUGCAGACAUUACUGUUUUACAUUUUUGAAUUUUCUUUUAAAUGCGGCAAGGAAAGCCAGAGUGAAGUGAAAGAAGGAGGGGCACAUGGAUUUCUGCUUGAAAUGUUGGUGACAGAAAAAAAAUACUAUUUAAUUUAAAUGUAAUGUGAUGUAAUGCAUAAGUAUGUUUUAAAGACAGGAAUGGCCAUUGAAUUCUAUGAUUAGUCUGAACUGAAAUGCUUGUAUGUUGGUCAAACAACAUGACAAAUUGAUUUAAGCUAUAAAAUAUAUCUUUAAGUUCAUGAUAUCCUUACUUAUAUCCUUGCUGUGUUCAGAGCAGUGUGUCAUUGCAGCUAGUUAUGUCAUGUCAGUGAAUGUCAAUAUCUCAAAACAUCUCAAACCCUUACUUUAGUGUGAAUGCAACAGGUAAUUUUGAUGUCUUAAAAAAAAAUAAUUCCGAUUAUAUAUUUUUUUUUUUUUGUUAUGAUUUUUAAAGAUUAUAUUUUCGGUGUUUAUCUUCAUUUACUGUUGUUUUGUUUUCUGUUGCCAGUAUAUGCACCUAGGGUCACCUCACUGUUCUUUGUGUGAAACAAGGAUUUUAUUUGAGCUUGUAGCCAUUUGAAACAUAAUUUUAGUUGGUAACAUUCCUGAUUGUGUGUGCCUGUUGAAACUUUAAAAAGCAUCUCGCAAAAAAAAUGAAAUAAUUUAGGAAUUCUGUGCCCUUUGAGGGCAUCUUACAAACUGCCUUGGUGCCUCUUGGAAUAGUGCAAAGUUAUUUCUACAGCUUAGAAUUUCAGAAUAAAAUGAAAAUAGAUAAGGCAGUUGCAAUAAGAGGUUCCAGUAUGCAAGGACUGAACUUAAAUAAGCCCUCGUAUACUGCAUCUUAACUUCAGUUGAAAACAUACUUUUUUUUAUCUGACAGCACUUUAUUGAAAAAGGCCGAGACAUCAGAGCAACAUGGCACAAGAUAUAAACACUAACAGUUUGUUGUUUCAAUGGUAAAUCAGCGCCACUUGCCUGGUUGACCAGGUUUUGAUUUGGAUGGGAAGUUUUGCUGUCAUACUGCACAGAAUGUAAUGCAUUUUAAUUGCCAAACUAUCUGAUAUAAUUCUGACCAGAGGUGCAUCUUUAUCCAAAGCAUUGCCGUGCAUCAUUGUGCAACCAUGGCAACACAGAAGUCAUGCCCUAAGUGAAUGUGCACCACUGGUUGCGAGGUUUUGGUUUGGGAACAGCAUUUUCUCUCACUGAUUCUCCUUAAAGAUAAUUUUGUUCCCCAGAUUUAGUGUCAACAACAAAUUUAACACAAGUAAUGAAACACAAGAAAGAAAGGCUGAUCUUAAGUGGAUGUCAUACCUUGACGUCUGUGUAAAGUCAUUUUUCUUAUUGUACAUGAUGCCCAUGUUGCUCUUACCAUGUCAUGUUGUAUGAUGGCCAUCAGAUAAAGGCUUUAUCUUUU
Molecule: messenger RNA, 4694 nt
Organism: Alosa alosa (allis shad)
Lineage: Eukaryota; Metazoa; Chordata; Actinopteri; Clupeiformes; Clupeidae
Gene: ipmkb
Product: inositol polyphosphate multikinase b
Exons: 6
Coding region: 713-2053 (446 amino acids)
Biological process (GO): inositol phosphate biosynthetic process
Cellular component (GO): cytoplasm; nucleus
Molecular function (GO): inositol-1,4,5-trisphosphate 3-kinase activity; inositol tetrakisphosphate kinase activity
Source: RefSeq, a predicted model, not a curated record